CACGCUGUGAAAAUUCCGUUAAACGAAUCUCAAAAGUGUUUUGUGCAGCUAGCAACAAGUCGUCAUCGCCACGCGUCACCGGCCCUACGCGAAGCCCUGCAAGUGCUAAGGGAGGCCUGGACCGAGCCGAGAGCCCUAAGGGAGCGGUGGCCAACGGACGAGUCGAGCUCGUGCGAGAACAAGAUGUGGAGCGACGCGGGGAGCCCUAGGGCUUCGCCCGGCCUGCUGCGCCGGAGAUACUCCAUGCCCGAGACUGUCAUGAGAAAAUAUCGUCUAGCUCAGCAGCGGUCUGAUGGUGAUGAGGGGAGAUCCAGUGCCUCCCCCGUGUCGUCCCCCGCGCGGGGUUGCGCCUGCUGCUUCCGGAGACGGGCAGACCCCAUGAGGAAGUCCGCUCUCCUCCGCUCCUGGGGCCGAGCGUCCCCAGCCAGAGUUUGCACAUGCGUAGGCACGAGAUCCCUAGAUGGGUCCCACACGGAGCUGCGAUCCAGGUGUUCCAGGCGCAUAGAAUCAGACACCUGCGAAUCCCACAGGCCCUCAUCUAGCUACGCAGAGAGAAGAGCGUCGCCCAUCGUCAUGCCUUCAACUGAUCGUUCGACGGACUCCUCCGAUACAUAUUCGACGUCCAUGCCCACGACCAAAGAGGUAAAGAAUCAGCUCUCCGUCGCAGAUCACAUCGACGGUCGGAUAAGCGAACGCUCCGCCAGCGCUGAGAACGAAAACAGCAAUGUACUACCGUACGACCGACCGCUUGUCUUAGAGAACCCGACGUACGAUGUACUAGAGGUAGUCGUCACAGAAACGAUUGACGCUCAUGCGACGAUGGCCGUGAAGAAUGGAACACCAGAGAAAACAGUGAAAAGUAUAACCAAAAAUGAUAGGAACCAAAUAGAUAUAGACGAGUACGUAUCGAAUAUUUUAGUGGAGAGCCUGAACUCUAUCACCGAUCAAUUAGAAUCGAUGAACGCGUCGAUAUGUAGCGAUAGGAGAUUGAGUAUCGUCGAAAAGGAGAUCAAGGUGAAACUACAGAAUACUGGAGUGAAUACUAUAGUCCACUUGAGUCCGACUUCCAAUAACCAGAUAAUAUUCGGUAACGAGGAGCUGUACGAUGUCGAUAGAUGUAAUCGUAACGAUACCUGCAGUAGUAAUAUUCACGAGGAACUUUAUGUGGAGACAAACAACAAUUUCACAUCAGCGGAGAGCUCAAGAGACGUUGAAAAUAAUGAUCCGCAUACUUCGAUGAAUGACCAUUUCAUUAACGCGACGCCGGAGAGCGUGAACAAAGCGGUGCUGCAGCAAAUACAGAAGCUAUUUCAGGAGGAUCUGAUAAGCAUUGAGCCAGAAAUGAAUUCGCCCAUCGGACCUCUACCUGGAAUUUCGCACAUAGAAAUAUCAAACGUCGACGUAUUCAUCGACAACAAUACUAACUCUAUAGACGUAAAUCCAGGGAGUUCCGAAAACGUGGAAGUUAUAGGCGGAAUUGGUACAGGGAACUAUUUUCCUGACCUCGAAAAUGAUCCCAUUGUGCCUCGAUUCUCCGCUUUUCCUCACACGGAAUCUAUGGAAGUAAACACAUCGUCUUCGGAGGACGCAGAGAUCUUCGGCUCGGAUUGUGCUAGUCUUGUUGAUAGUCUCGACGACCCCAACUCCCCGAGAUCGAUAUUGCUGCGUAAAUCGUACAGCAACCACAGAAGAAACGAGCUCGUCAGGUCGGCAAUAGACGUUUUAGACUUACUACCGGAAAAUCUGAGUCGCGAGCAGCAUUCUCCGAAAGAGAAAGGCGAAUCUUUCUUUAUUAAAAUCAAAGAUGACGAGUGCGAAUGCGAGGACAAGGAGAACGUGGUGGUAGCGGACUAUAUGCCGGAGGAGAUCAAGCAGAGACUGUACAGACGACACAGGAAAAGGGAGAUGAGAAUGGAGUGCGCCAGGCGAAGUAGAGUUAAACAGAUGAGAAGAGAUUGCAGAUCGAGCAGGGAAGAUUAUAAAUCGAGGAAAGAAGCAGAGAAAGAUUGUGUGGCUAUCGUAAACGCGCUGAUAGAUGAAGUUAUAGCCAAGAUAGCUCAAGACGAGUACAAGUGCUUGCGGAUAAAACAGAGAUCUAGCAAAUCAGUCCCGAAGCCAGAGGAAACGAAACGAAAAACGAAGAAGGACAGCGAAAAUAACAACCGACGGAGCACAAUAAGAAAUGGAUUAUCUCAAUCUUGCUCCAACGAUCUGGAUAAACAACAUCGAAAGACCGAAAAACCAGCUUCAAGGAAACCAUCAUCUUCGAGCACACCCGCAUCGCCCGAAAACAACAAACCAAAGAGAAUCUACCAAAAAUCCGAAUUCCACGACGGGAACAAGAGAAUCGAGAUACUGGAGAUACUGGAGUACGUCUCGCAGAGCUCAACAGAAACCACCUCAGACGAGAACCACAAUGCUGGCGUGAAGAAGAAAUCCCGGAUCCCCGUUCCCGUACCGGAGAAAGUUCAGAAGGCCAGGAGCAACGGAAACAGUCGCUCCCCGAAACUCUCGCGCGACAGCCAAGAAAAGUCGAGCUCGUCCGUUUCCAACGAUGAGGAUGCCUACGAGACGCCCGUUCGAAGAGCGUCGGUGCCGUGCGAGACGCGGUCCAGGUCAAAUUCCCUAAGAUUCAGAAACGUCUUCGACAUCAUACCCGAGGAGCGGAGCAGCCUGAGCCUGGAGUCGACCGACGACGGCCGUCGCGCGUCUGCUCCCAGCCUCAAUGAAAUCAAAGAGAAGAAAGAUAGGUCCAAGAACAUGAGAAGCACGGGCACGUCUCCUAUGCCCGACGUGUAUAGGAUAAGCGUCGGAGCGAUGACGUCCCCUAUACGUAAGUCGGCAGGGACCAGUCCGAUUAGGGUCGCCAGUGGUGCCAACGUGAAAAGACCGUCGAGAGAAGAAGGUAUCCGUUUUCCUCUGCCGCUGGUCACCGCACCGCUUCCACAGUACUCGUACGCGUCCAAUGAAGAAUGCUUUUAUUUAUCCGAAGGUUCCAAUGACAGAGAAAGAAAGAGAGAAGAGGAUUCUAUUCCAGCGAUAUUCCGCUUCAAGAGGGAGAAAAAGGAGCGCUCUCUUCCGAACUCUACGUCGGAGCACACGGAAGAGAAGCACGUUAGAGUGAGAGAUAGGGAGAAGGUGAAGAGGCGUGUGAAAGACAACACGUGUUUUGAGGAGUCCAGCUCGAGCGAGUCCAGUGGCAGCUUGCUGUGUGCGCUGGCGCCAGCGUGGUUGAACGCGCGGCGCAGACGGCGGAAAGCUUCUAAUGCCCCCGGCGAAUGGGCGGUGACAGUAGCGGGGUCCUGUGCUGCCGCGCUGCCCAACGACGUGGAGAUGCGCCUGCGCUUCCCCGACCCCUGCCGCCCCAGGCACGCGCACAACACGAGGCCUUUGGAGUGUGUGGAGUCUCGCGGACAGAGUCGCUGUCGUCGCGCCUCCGAGGACAACCGACUUACCUUUACUGUGAAGAAAGAAGCAUCAGAUUCUUCGAUUCUUGCGUCCAAGAGUGUGAAGAAGUCGAAUGAGCUUCUGCCAAACCUGGAGACCUUCAGGGCUUCCCGCAGCAAAACUAGAAGUUCCAUGAAGACGCGGGGUUGCUCCCUACACUGCUGGCUGCCGGCAGAGACGCCGCUCGCCAGGUCUCGUGACGGGCUGUCGGUGUCGGGCAGCGCGAUAGUGCCGGAGCGCAAGCCGCGCGCGACCACCAUGAGCGAGCGCGACCUCACGCGCCGCCCCCACUACAGACUGUAGAGCGCACGUGACAGCCCUAGAUUGAUAGGCCGUAUAGGCCACGGCUUAGGUAUGGCAGCGUCCUAAGGCCGGCA
Messenger RNA from Aricia agestis (brown argus), 3824 nucleotides. RefSeq lists its product as uncharacterized. The record is from RefSeq and is a predicted model, not a curated record. The annotation marks the transcript as partial. Lineage: Eukaryota; Metazoa; Arthropoda; Insecta; Lepidoptera; Lycaenidae. The transcript is spliced from 11 exons.